AUGGCCGGCACCAACGUACCUGAGCCCGAAUACUCUAACGUGCUGAUCCCGGAAAGCGAUGACAGCAGCGAGACCGAUUCGGCCAUCGGUGGGCUGACAUAUGCUAUGCAGAAAGAGAGAGACAGGUUGGAUCUCCAGCAUAUGCUCUUCAACAUUUCAUGCGACGGUGCUCUAGCCCUCGCACCUAUCGGGAGCCCCAAGCGCGUUCUCGACCUAGCGACCGGCACCGGCAUAUGGGCGAUGGACUUUGCGGAACAGUAUCCGGACGCACGCGUAAUGGGCACCGACCUCUCACCUAUUCAGCCUAACUAUGUCCCGACCAAUUGCCACUUCGAAAUCGCAGACGCAGAGGACGAAUGGAACUUUUCACGACCUUUCGACUACAUCCAUGGGCGCGCGCUGUUAACAUGCUUUGCGGAUCCACGAUCCAUCAUCCAGAAAGCCUACGACAACCUCGCACCUGGCGGCUACCUUGAGCUUCAAGAUGGCCUCUUUCCAUUCCAGUUCAUGGAUCCACAGCCCCCGCCUGAACACCCGCUUCGCGCAUUCUUGGAGCUGAUAGCCGCCUGCGGCGCUAAGAUUGGGCGCCCGUGGAACAACGUGCAGCACUACAAGAGGUGGAUGCAGGAGAUCGGCUUCGAGGCUGUCGAAGAGAAAAGACUGUAUUGGCCGUGUGGGCCGUGGGCAAAGGGCGAGAAAAUGAAGAAAUUGGGUGUUUACUUUCUGGAGGAUCUUAGGCAUGCUUUUGAGCCGGUAGCUAUGAAGAUGUUUGUGAAGAUUCUUGGGUGGAGUGAGGAGAAGGCGAAGAAGUGGGUUACUGAAGAUGUUAUGCCGUAUCUGGGGGCGAAGAAGACGUACAUGUAUGAGACGGUGUAA
Molecule: messenger RNA, 876 nt
Organism: Didymosphaeria variabile
Lineage: Eukaryota; Fungi; Ascomycota; Dothideomycetes; Pleosporales; Didymosphaeriaceae
Exons: 4
Coding region: 1-876 (291 amino acids)
Molecular function (GO): methyltransferase activity
Source: RefSeq, a predicted model, not a curated record